CCGGCUGCGUGUGUUGAAGUUGCGAAGCAGAUUUCAAGAUCGUCAGUAAUAUACAACGGCAAAUCAUUUAUUAAACAUAUCAUCAGGAUGGCAACUGGCCUAGAAGGAAAGAGGCCAAAUAAAUAUGACGUCAAUGGAACACAGAGAAAACACCCCCUUACUGUGGAUGGAAUAUUGCUGGAUUGGCCACUGAAUGACCCUAAAGGAGGAGAGCAAUUUGUCCAAGAUGCAUUUCAGGUCAUUUUGGAUGAAGCCAUAAGAAAAGGGACAGAUGUCAAUGAACAGGUCUGUGAGUGGAAGGAACCUGAUGAACUGCGGGCACUUCUUGAUCUUGAUUUGGUCGAUGCCGGUGAGCCCAGUGAGAAACUGCUGGAGCGGUGCAGAGACGUCAUUCGAUACAGUGUCAAAACUAUUCACCCACGAUUCUACAACCAGCUAUUUGCAGGACUGGAUCAUCACUCCUUGGUUGGCCGUUAUAUCACAGAGACGCUGAACACAAGCCAGUACACCUAUGAGAUUGCGCCCGUUUUUGUGCUGAUGGAGGAAGUGGUAUUGAAAAAGCUUUGCGAGUUGAUUGGAUGGAAGAACUGUGAUGGACUAUUCUGCCCAGGAGGCUCCAUGUCCAAUAUGUAUGCUAUGAAUGUGGCUAGGUACAAGCUUUUCCCUGAAGUUAAAAAACAAGGCCUGUGGGAACUGCCACGAAUGGCGAUCUUUACCUCUGAAGAGAGCCAUUACUCUGUCACUAAAGGAGCUGCCUUCCAGGGUCUGGGCACAGACAGUGUGUAUGUAGUAAAAGCAGAUGAAAGAGGGAGGAUGAUUCCAAAAGAACUGGAAAGGCAAAUUUCCAUUGCAAAGUCCAAGGGUGCAGUUCCAUUCCUGGUGAAUGCUACAUCUGGAACAACUGUCUUUGGAGCAUUUGAUCCCCUGUGUGAAAUUGCAGAUGUCUGUGAAAAGCAAGGAAUCUGGCUUCACGUUGAUGCAGCCUGGGGUGGAAGUGCCUUACUUUCCAAGAAACACCGACACCUGCUAACUGGGAUUGAGAGGGCUGAUUCUGUUGCCUGGAACCCACACAAAAUGCUGCAGGCAGGGCUGCAGUGUUCCGCCUUUCUGCUCAAAGAUGACACUGGCCUCCUGAAGAGGUGUCACUUAGCCAAUGCAAGUUACCUCUUCCAGCCAGACAAGUUUUAUGAUAUCUCUUACGACACUGGUGACAAGUCUCUUCAGUGUGGUCGGAAGGUGGAUUGUUUCAAGCUGUGGCUGAUGUGGAAGGCUGUCGGUACUCGAGGGCUGGAGGAAAGGGUUGAUCGUGCCUUUGCCUGUGCCAGGUAUCUGGUCAAUGAGAUAAAAGAGAGAGCAGGUUUUCGACUACUUAUGGAGCCUCAGUUUGUUAAUGUCUGCUUCUGGUACAUCCCUCCCAGUCUGCAAGGGAAAGAAGACACUCCAGACUUCUGGAAAAACCUAGGAAAGGUGGCUCCAUUCAUAAAGGAACAGAUGGUUAAGCAAGGCACCAUGAUGGUCGGUUACCAGCCACAUGGAAGCAAUGUAAACUUCUUCAGGCAGGUCCUGGUCAGCCCACGAGUUAGCCUGGAUGACCUGGACUUCUUCAUGAAUGAAAUUGAGCGGCUGGGAAGUGACUUCCAGCCACAAUGAUGCUUUCCCAUUCAUUGUCUGAAGACUAGUCCAGAAGUUCAGAUUGAAUUUAAGUGACCUACUCUACCUGCUUGUUUAUUUUUGAAACACUUGAUUAGGCUGUUGAGUUUGAAAAAUGUUACAUUUUUGAAGGGCUUUUGCU
This is a messenger RNA of Hypanus sabinus (Atlantic stingray), 1792 nucleotides long. It is a transcript of the gene csad, whose product is annotated as cysteine sulfinic acid decarboxylase. Gene Ontology annotation, molecular function: sulfinoalanine decarboxylase activity; pyridoxal phosphate binding. Gene Ontology annotation, biological process: carboxylic acid metabolic process. Gene Ontology annotation, cellular component: cytoplasm. The coding region runs from base 88 to 1650 and encodes 520 amino acids. The transcript has 15 exons. The record is from RefSeq and is a predicted model, not a curated record. Lineage: Eukaryota; Metazoa; Chordata; Chondrichthyes; Myliobatiformes; Dasyatidae.